Ictalurus punctatus (channel catfish) is the source of this 4008-nucleotide messenger RNA. RefSeq lists its product as uncharacterized. The record is from RefSeq and is a predicted model, not a curated record. Lineage: Eukaryota; Metazoa; Chordata; Actinopteri; Siluriformes; Ictaluridae. Bases 131 to 1999 code for a protein of 622 amino acids. The transcript is spliced from 10 exons.
UUCUCAGCGUCACAGAGGAUCUGGAGCCUAAUAAAGACUCUUACCCCAGCAGCAGCUCCAUGAGUGAACUGGCAAACUGCACUGUGCACAAAACUCUUCAGAGACGCUGACGUUCAGGACGACGGGGAAAAUGGUGGAGGAAUCCUUUCUAUGGCUUCUGAAAAUGAUAAAUAUUUUAGCAGAAAUCAGGAAUCUUCAGGCUUUUCUCCUGCUGUGCAGUUUACUGUGUGCAGCUGGAGACGAGACGGUCACACUGCAGGAAGUGGAAGGAACCACUAUAACUCUCCAUACUGGGAUAACUGGAAUUCAGAGUGAUGCUCGGAUUCUGUGGUUUUAUGGACCUGAGAAAGCAGAGGAAAAGAUAUUGUUUAGUCAGGUGUUUAAAGGAGAAACUGUUACAGAAAUCAGUGAGAGAUUUAAAGAGCGACUGCAGCUGGACAGAAUCAGUGGAGCUUUAACCAUCAGGAACAUCAGCAGAAACCAUUCUGGAGUUUAUUUAUUACAGGUCAUCACUGGACGUCUCUCAUCUAGGACUUUCAGUGUCAGAGUUUAUGCUCCAGUAUCGACUCCAGUAAUAAUAAAAAGAGAAAAUCGAAGUGUGGUUUCCACAGAGCCGUGUUCCCCCCUGUGCACUGUGGAGAAUGGAGAAGAUGUGAUGUUAUCCUGGUACAGAGAGAACGAGAGAAUCUCCAUCACCAAUAACACAGAUCUCAGUGUUCCCCUCAAUCUCCCACUUCAAAUACAACACCAUGAUAAUAACACCAACACUUAUAUCUGUGUGUCUGCAAACCCUGUCAGUAAUAAAUCAUCUUCUCUCAACAUCACACAACUCGCGUGGUCCACACAGGCCGAUGAGCAGCGCUCCGAGUGGAGCAGUGAUGAGGAUGGAGAGAACGGCCACGCUCAGCACGUCCAUACCAAAACGCUGACACUCCUCAUCCUGCUUCACACGCGCCGUGUCCAGAGCCCUAACAGUAAUGGAAGGUUGUGUAGAGCAGCUCCAGAAGUGAUGCGUUCUUCACUGACACUGAUGUUCCAGAACAGCAGAAAAAUGGUACUGAAUAUUUCAGCAGGGAUCAGGAGUCUUCAGGCGCGUCUUUUCCUUUUGUCCUGUUUACUGUGUGCAGCUGGAGACGAGACGGUCACACUGCAGGAAGUGGAAGGAACCACUAUAACGCUCUAUACUGGGAUAACUGGAAUUCAGAGUGACGCUCAGAUUCUGUGGUUUUAUGGACCUGAGAAAGCAGAGGAAAAGAUAAUGCACAGUCAGGUGUUUAAAGGAGAAACUGUUACAGAAAUCAGUGAGAGAUUUAAAGAGCGACUGCAGCUGGACAGAAUCAGUGGAGCUUUAACCAUCAGGAACAUCAGCAGAAACCAUUCUGGAGUUUAUUUAUUACAGGUCAUCACUGGACGCGUCUCAUCUAGGACUUUCAGUGUCAGAGUUUAUGCUCCAGUAUCGACUCCAGUAAUAAUAAAAAGAGAAAGUCGAAGUGUGGUUUCCACAGAGGCGUGUUCCCCCCUGUGCACUGUGGAGAAUGGAGAAGAUGUGACGUUAUCCUGGUACAGAGAGAACGAGAGAAUCUCCAUCACCAAUAACACAGAUCUCAGUGUUCCCCUCAAUCUCUCACUUCAAAUACAACACCAUGAUAAUAACACCAACACUUAUAUCUGUGUGUCUGCAAACCCUGCCAGUAAUAAAUCAUCUUCUCUCAACAUCACACAGCUCUGUGAUCAUCUCUCAGGACAAACUGAUCGUUCCCGUUCACUGCUUCCUGCCGUGAUAUCUGCUGGAGGUUUUGUGUUAUUAAUAAUAUGUGUAACGUUGUGGAUUUGUCUGAAAAAGAAAAAGCAGCAAGUUUCUGAGAAACCUGAAGUGACUCAUGCUGAUGUGAAUGUUACAGCUCACAGUGCAGAGAGAGUUAAAGAGGAAGAAAAACCCGGAAUAACGCAGGUUGAAGCGGAGACUGAUCCAGUGGUGUAUGCAGAUGUGAGGAGAUAAGUCAACAUCUGUAUAUCCUUUUUAUUAUUUUAAUGAGUUUUAUUUUUUUAAUUGAACAUACUUCUGUUCACAAUUGGUGAGGGGAUCCAGAUAAUUCCAUGCAUCAAUAUAUCCUCUUUUGAUUAGUAAUAAUAUGUAAUUAUUUAAAAAAUAUAGUAAUAAUAAUAACUGUAGUAGUAAUAAUAAUAAUAAUAAUAAUAAUAAUAAUAAUAAUAAUAAUAAUAAUGAGGACACCUGAAACUGAGACGUGAAGCCAGCCGCGUCUUUUUGAAACCGCUGCUCAUGCUGUGUCUCGGGGCGGAGUAACGCACUCAGAGAAACUCACUGUCUGCCGUCUUUGCAUGCAUGAGCUCAAAGACACCCAUGAUUGGCUAGUGUUGCUGUGGAUGACAGGGGAUAGGCCCGGUUGUCUCACACUCCCACCGGCUGCACUCACACUGCACUUUGCGUUCCAGGCCUGAGCACGCUUAACGCCAUUAUGAUGCGGCUUUUUGUUUUGAAGGAAACUAUUACAAUGGAGUCCAUCAUAGUAACGCUACUUAUCUUAUAACAUACUUUUUUAGGUUAGAUUUUACUUGACAAUUGAAUGAUUAUUUUUUUGACUGUUGGUACGUCUUCUUAUUGUUUAUGAUUUGUAUGUAUAAGAUUUUUACGGAGGCAGCUGACGGCGGCAUGUUUCGAGUUUCGUGCUCAGCCACGGUUAGUGAUGACACUAGAUGCGUAUCAUGCCUGAGUCCAAUUGAGCCAUGCCUGAGCCCACCUCUACAAGCACGGUAUGGAGCAAUCACACUAGUCAAAUGAACUGGCUUUUGGGGGUCAAACGGGUGCGGCAUCGUCAGCUUUCAAACACAGAACAUACUGUUUUAUGGAUGCUAACUCACACCCACUACAUCACACACUAACUAAACACAAACACCUCCAGCAACAGACUGAAACGUCUGCAUUGUACUAAGGAGUAGGGUUGCACGAUAUACCGGUACUACGAUAGUAUCGCAAUACUAAAGCUUCAAAAUACUGCUGAUGAUACUGUACUUUUUAAACAGUAGUUUUGUCAAUACAGUAGUACCGUAAGUAAUGUAUGUGCAGCAGUUAAUAGUAUUUUUGCUAAAAUGAUACAUCUCACUGCUUUUGCAGAAUACACAAGUUAGUAAUGCUUCAUGUAACCUAAAUCUUUAAUGAUUUUCUGUUUGCUAAUAAGCGAGCUAACAUCACGCUAACCGCUGUGUGAAAAUACUAUAUUAGCUGAACCGAGCUAAUGCUAUGCUAAACGUUUUGUGUAAAUACUAAAAUUAGCUGUGUUUGCUAGUAAGCAAGCUAAUGUUCCCAAUUUAUUUAAUUUUUUUUUUUUGGAGUUAAUUUCCAAAUUUAGUUAUUUAUUCCUGAUUUUGUGUUCAUUCUUGGUUCUCUGAGGACAAUUCCCACUUGAUUUCAUUGUUCAAGGGAACAGUAGAUGAAAUAAGUUGCACAUUGAAUUAAUCGCCAAUCGUAAGCUUGUUCUCGAGUUUUUCCAGCAGCCAGUUAUUCAUUCUCAUUAAUAACGUAUUCGGAGGAAAAUUCAGUUUACCUGUAUUCAUUUAUAUUUAUGUAUUUCUGUAAAUUUGGUUCAUUUUAAAGAUUUGAAUUAUGACUUAACACAAUAUUGUGUGGUAUCACGAUACUUCAGCUGGUAUAGUAUUGUUUAUGGUAUUGUGAGAACCCUACUAAGGAGUGUCUUGUUUACCAGAAUUGAGACUCUAGAGUAUUCUUACCUACAGCAAUCCUGACCACCCCAUUGUCCAGACAGAACCAGGACUAGAACCUUGUUGGUGGUGGGGGUGUUAUUAUUGUUGUUUUUGAUGAUGUUAAUGAUGAUGUUGGUGAUGCUGUAAUUGUUGUUGUUGUUGUUGUUGUUGUUGUUGUUGUUAUUAUUAUUAUUAUUAUUAUUAUUAUUAUUAUUAAUUGAUUGAAACCUUUUAAUAUUUCUUGAAUAUUUGAACAUUUUGUUUAAAUAAACAUCAUAUUUAAAUAUA